This is a messenger RNA of Plasmodium knowlesi strain H, 1782 nucleotides long. Its product is annotated as 30S ribosomal protein S9, putative. Gene Ontology annotation, molecular function: RNA binding; structural constituent of ribosome. The coding region runs from base 1 to 1782 and encodes 593 amino acids. Gene Ontology annotation, cellular component: mitochondrial small ribosomal subunit; ribosome. The transcript has a single exon. NCBI's taxonomy places the organism in Eukaryota, Apicomplexa, Aconoidasida, Haemosporida, Plasmodiidae. The record is from RefSeq and is a predicted model, not a curated record. Gene Ontology annotation, biological process: translation.
AUGUUUGUAUAUCAUGUGAAUAACAGCACGAUUAUACUAAUUCUGUUAUGCACAUUCCUGUGUCACGCCAAGACUGAAAAUGUGAAGAAUGCAAAAUGCCAAGGAAUAAGUAGUGUAGGACGUUUUAAUUAUGGGCAAGCGAAAAGAUCGAGAUGGCAAGACGCGGGGCACUCGAAAGGUAGUUUGAAGAUAGGGGGAGAAGAUAGAAGAUAUAAACUACUGGAAAUCCCCACAGGCGGUCCACCACAACAGGUAACCCCUCUCUUCUUAAAUGGUUGCUACAAACGCAUUGGUUGUAGUUCUCUUCACAAGAAGAGGAAGAACUUUUCCCUUUAUAAAAAGAAAAAAGAUAAAGGUGGAGCAGCAAAUGUUAAGAAAAAAGAAAAGAAAGUAUUCACAGAAGAAGAAAUAGAAGAACUUCGUCGAAGAGCCAAAGAAAAACUACAACCUAAAAAAGGGGACGCUGAUGGGAUCUCUGGUGGUAAGACAAAAAAGGGGGGGAAAGGGAAAAAAAACACAGAACAAGUUAAGGGUGAUAAGAAAAGCAGCAAAGAAGAAUUACAAAAGUUGGAUGAUACAGAAGAUUCAGAUACGAAACAAGGGAAUCUAACCGAUUACAUAAAGAGUAAAGAAGAUUUUGACAAAAUAGUAGACCUAACGAAAGAUUUGAUAAACGAAAAAGAGGUACAAUAUAUACACAAAAUAAGCGACUGUGAUGAGGAGUUGUUAACAUAUGAUAAGAGGGAAAAAAAUAUUCAGCUGAAUUUUGAGGACACCCUAUUCGACGAGGGCAACUACAUGCACAAUUACGUCAACAACAUUAGCAAGUUUCGCUUUGACAUUUACAACCUUCAUAACAAGAACGAAUUUGACAGAAUCACCAAAUAUUUGAAUUAUCAGUACAUAGAGGAAGUGCCCGUGGAAAUUCCUACGGAACGCAGCUACAACAUUGGUCUAAAAAAAUAUUUUUACGAGGUUGUAUGCGACUUGGUGGGAAAAUAUCGCGACAAGUUUGAGAGUGAGCCGUACACGGGUGGCGAGGAACAGUCGGGGGAAGACCAGACGAACGGAGAGCAAAUUUCCAGCUCUCGCUUGUCUAUGCAGAAGGGCAAAAUAAAUCAGCACGGUGAUGAUACAGGAGGGGAAGAAGACAACGAAACCUUGAAUAAUUUCCUGAAAGAAAACAAACAGGAAGAAAACAAAACGACAACCAUGGAUAAGAUAGAAAACAUGGCCAGCGUAAUCCAGCCAACUCAUGAAGACAUUAUGAAUAAAUAUAUGUCUCACGAUUUGUAUAAUUUGUUAUGCGACAUUAAAGACGAAUAUGACUACAUGUUUGAAAAUGGAGGUUUGGAGAAAUUUUCCUUUGAUCAAAACAGAAAAACACAUAAGGAGAAGCUAAUAUUUUCCGGGAAAAAAAAAAGAGCGGUAGCUAUGGUUUUUCUCCAAAGGGGAAACAACAAUUUGAUAAUAAAUAACAGGGAUGGAUAUCAGUACCUGCAAUACCAAAUUUUUAACAUAAAUAAAAUAUUCAGCCCCUUACUGCAUCUGUGCAUGCACAGACAUUUCAACGUCGUCGCCAGGGUCGUUGGGGGGGGGUUGUCUGGGCAGAGUGUAGCCAUCUUCCAUGCCCUCGUCAAAUACAUUGUGUACAACUUGUCGCUAAAAAUAAAGCCUUAUUUCCGCUCCUUCAAGUUUAUGACCGUGGACAGUAGAAAGGUGGAGAGGAAGAAGUACGGACUGAAGAAGGCCAGGAAGAAGAAGCAGUACAGUAAGCGUUAA